Puntigrus tetrazona (Sumatra barb) is the source of this 1531-nucleotide messenger RNA. RefSeq names its product CD44 molecule (Indian blood group) b (gene cd44b). Gene Ontology annotation, molecular function: hyaluronic acid binding; cytokine receptor activity. Gene Ontology annotation, cellular component: plasma membrane; basolateral plasma membrane; macrophage migration inhibitory factor receptor complex. The record is from RefSeq and is a predicted model, not a curated record. Gene Ontology annotation, biological process: inflammatory response; positive regulation of ERK1 and ERK2 cascade; cell adhesion. Bases 83 to 1039 code for a protein of 318 amino acids. Lineage: Eukaryota; Metazoa; Chordata; Actinopteri; Cypriniformes; Cyprinidae. The transcript is spliced from 8 exons.
UUCCCUUUCCUUUCAUCUUUUUUAGUUCUGACACUCAAAUCUCACUCAAGACUCACACACAGAUUCCUCACCAGUCAUCGGGAUGUGGAUUGCUCUGUUGGCUGUCGCCUCUGCAUUGCUGGCCACCACCAGAUCAGGAACCAUCACAGUAGUGCGCUCAAGGAGCUGCAGCUAUGCCGGAGUGUUUCAUGUGGAAGGAAGUACACGCUACAGCCUGAGGUUUGAUGCGGCUGAGAGACUGUGCGAGGAUUUAAACUCUUCAUUAGCCAGUCUGGAGCAGGUGACAAAUGCCCAUGUUAAAGGACUACAGACGUGCAGGUAUGGAUGGAUAAACAACUUAGAGGUGGUCAUACUCCGUCACAGACCAAAUAUAAACUGUGCUGGCAACCAAACCGGCGUCAUCCCGAAAACUCCAGAAAAUACAAAAUACGAUGCAUUCUGUUUUGAUGCUAAAGAUACGUCAGAGAUGAACUGCGCAGCUAGGAUUGACCCUGACAGUUUAAACAAAGCAGAUGUCUCCGAAACGACAGGUACACCAAGUCAUUUGACAGAAGUCCCAACACACCAAAUAAACUUUGAAGGGGAAGAGUCGGAAAACUCAACAUUUGUGUCUGAGACCUUUAGUACCGUUGACUGGAUGCAGAUCAGUCCUUCACAGAACCACUCCAACGAAACAAGCCAUGACACGCAGACAGAGGAGUUCACAACUCCACAUCCACGUCUCAACACCACAGAGCUGGGAGCGAGUGAGACAGCGUCCAGCAAUGGAGCUACGACCAAUCAAGCAGGAGACGGCAUCUCAAGGGACAGCUCUUUAGAAUGGCUGAUCAUUUUACUCACCAUUUUGGCAGUUCUUCUCAUUCUGCUUUUCUGUGUUAUUAUAGCAAACAGAAAAAGAUGGUGUGGCAAAAAAAAGACUCUGAUAAUUACAAAAGAGAGCAGUUGUAAAGAAAACAGCGCAGAAGCUUCAUUCACUAAGGAGCAGGAGAUGGUCAAACUCGUGAAUACUGGGAACAACAACAUCAGUCCCAUAGUGUAAAAGCAGUGUCUUUUCAAAGCACUUGACAGUAUUAAAAUGGAGAAUAGAGUGUCUGUAAUGUAUAAUGACAAGAUUAAACACACAUUUUCAUUUGAAUGCUUUUUUAUUAUUGAGUUUAGCUCAGUUUAGUUAAAAUAAUAUCUGCAAUUAAAUCAACAAUAAUUGCUAGAAAAUAAAUGUGUUUAAAUGCAAAGUAUUGCCAGUUAACCUUGUCUUACCGAGUGUUUUCUCUAGUUGUUCUGCCUGCUAUUCUGUUUAUGACCCUGGCUGUUUUUCUGAUUAUUGAUUUUCUUUAUUACCCCUAUUGCUAUGUUUGCCUGUUUGGAUUAAGAUUCUGGUUUGGACCCUUUGCCUGUGUACUUACGUUGCCUGUUUGGAUUUGCCCUCUGUAUGUUGAACGAUCGGACUGCUACUUUGGUUUUGACCCACUGCUUGUUGACUCUUCUCUGUCUGUGAGAUGUGUACUUAAUAAACUACUUCAUAUGGAUCCCA